AUGGCCCACAACCUCGAAGACCAUUUCGAUCUUGCUGAAUACAUGAUGAAAAUGCACAACCCCAUGUCGGAGUACCUAUACUGGAUAGCUGGCUUCGUUAGUGGUCUUCACGGAAUUCUACCAUUGCUUCACUCCAACUACUACUUCAGUGGUAUGUUCUUGCCGAGAGAUAACGAUAAUACUCAGUUGUGUGACGACUCCUGGUAG
Molecule: messenger RNA, 207 nt
Organism: Perkinsus marinus ATCC 50983
Lineage: Eukaryota; Perkinsozoa; Perkinsida; Perkinsidae
Exons: 3
Coding region: 1-207 (68 amino acids)
Source: RefSeq, a predicted model, not a curated record